CUUUCUUUCCCUAUUCUCGUAAAACUAAGCUAUCGACAAUGCUAAUGUACACUCAUCUUCUCUGCUUUUCUUAAAAAAGAGAUUCUUCUUCUUCUACUUUCUUCACGAGCUCCAAAGUUUCAACAAAAGCUGAUACACUUUCUUUUUUUUUGUUUAACAGAAUCAGAACUCGAAGAAAGUAGUUUUGUUUCUCCUCUGUGUCUUAUUCUUUUAUCUUCAGCUUUGAUUUUUUUUUUUUUUUUUAAGAUUCUGCCAUGAUUUUCUUUUACUUUGUCUGAAAGAGAGAGAAGGAUCUUUUCUUCAAGUUAUUGGAAUCUGAAGCAAAUUUGUCUCUAGAAGAAGACUUUUGUUAAUCUGUGUCGGUUGUUAACUAGUAUGACGGGAGAGUUACAGGGAACUGUGGAUAAAACGGCGCCGUGUACGGCCUUAACAGAAAAACGGCCAAAUCGACUAGGCGGCUGCGUCGGUGUUUUCUUCCAGCUCUUCGACUGGAACCGACGCUUCGCUAAAAAGAAGCUCUUUCCUCGCAAAUCACUUCUUUCUGGGAAACAAACUUCAAAGAGGUUUGGUAGGGAUGAUAAAAUGCUCAAAUCUACUAAGCUUAAUCUGAUUGAUGAUGAGAACAGAGGAAGUUUCCCAAAUAGAUGUGAAGUUGUGGAGCACAAAAAGCAUGAGAUGAGAUCCCCUAGUUUGGUAGCACGCUUAAUGGGACUUGACUCAUUACCAUCUAAUCACAGAGACAAAGGCAAGAAAAAGAAACCAUCACAUCAGAUUCACGACAACAACGAUAAAUGUGGUUUGUUUGAUGAGGAAGAAGAUAAUGGUUUUGAUAAGUCAAGGCCACAGAAGAUACAGAGAACAACUACUACAGGUGUGUGUGAUGAUAGGCGUGGUGUUAUGGUGAAGAAGUUUGGAUCCGAAGCAAUGCAGAUGAAGAACGUUUUGACCCGAGUUAGGAAACAGCAUCAUCAGAAACUGGCUUCUCCUGUUAGAAGCCCGAGGCUUCAUACUAGACGCAACUCUAGGCUGAUCGACGCUGCUGCUAGGAUUCUGGAACCGGGAAAGAGAAAUGCAAAACACGCUAUUCCUUUUCCAGGCUCUUCAGGCGUUAGAAGGUUGGAAAAUGUAGGGAAAGAGCCAGUUGAAGUUGUUGUUGUUUCAUCCCAGUUUCAACAUGGUUACAAUAGCAAUAGUGUUGGUUCUUGUAAAGCAUGUGGUAGCUUUGUUGAUGUUCAUGGUUCUAGUCCUGUAGCUGAAGAGAUUGGAAAGAAUGUUUCUGAAUCACCGCCCUUUGAACGGGUUAAAAGAAAUGUGUUUUGGAGAAAUCAAGAACCAUCUAUGUCUGCCUCUGGUAAAGGCAGAGACUUCACAGAUCCAAUGGAGAGGAAGGCAAGGUUUCCUCCAGUAGUAGCUCAACCUUACACCUUACAGAGCAAAAGAGGUUGUUGUUCUUCAUCACCUGUGAAUGCAAUCAACUGUAAAGACAAGGGAUUUGUUGCUAUGAAUAGAGCUUUAUUUAGCAGGAACUAUCAUCACACCAAGGCUAGAUUUGAAAAUUCUGAUUUGCAUCUGCAUAGAAAAUCUCACACUAGUGUUGAGGAGUCUUCUAAUAGAUCAGGCACUUCUGCACGGAAGAGAAGGCUAGCUUGUGUAAGUGGUCAAGGACAAGGGAGUAACUCCAUGAGUCCAGUGUCAAGAGUAUUAGAUGGUGAAAGCUCUUGCGCUUGUAGUAAUGAAACCACAUUUUCUCCAUUUAAACUUGGUUCCCCUCAUAGAAGCUGUAGAGGAACCAAAGAGAGAAAAGGUGUUCCAAGUCAGAUGGGUGAAAGAAACCUAAGAACACCACUUGAUGCUGGUACUGUGGGUUUGAUUCAGCAAAAGUUGAAAGAGUUUGAUUCUCGAGAAGAAGAAGGUGAAGCCAUAAGAGGAAGUGCAUUGCCCACUAAACCGGCAUCUUUGAUUCUCAACGAGUUGCUAUCUUCAAUAGCACAAGAGCAUCCUUAUGCAGAAACAGCUUGUAAGAGGAAAGGCAAAAGAGAGAUGUGGAGUUCGAUAGGAAAUGCAAACAGCGACUACACUAGCCCUGGCUCUGUACUUGAUGCAUCUUUCUCCAACGAGAGUUGCUUUUCUAAUAGCUUCGACAAUGUCUCAGUUCCAGGACAGAUGAGGAUGCCUCUAGAGCCUAUAGAACCGGAUUGGGACGCUCUUGAAAACUCCGCAGCUUUGUUCAAGAACUCAAUAAGUAGUGGUGACUAUCAAGCGAUCUUUAGUCUUAUCAGCCACGUCUCUAACGUCCUGAGGUGUUUAAGCAACACAGGUCUCAUAUCAACACGGCAGAGAUUCACCAACGCAAGAGAAGUCAUACUCCACACUGAACUCUCACUUGGUACUACUACUACACAAGACAACUACCUCAUAGUACCAGAACUCUUCGACGAACUCAUGAUUUACUCAGCUCGUUCUGAUAACCUUGUUAAUCUCACUGGAAUAACCGGAGUGUUCCUUGUCGAUGCCAUGAUCGAACACUUGGAAGAAAGAAACAUUUCCUGCGGAUUAAAGUCUUCAUCAUCAAGUGCUGAUGCUUCCGUGCUGAUUCGUGGUGUUCUUGAGGAAGUUCCAAAGUGGGCAGCAUUGGCUCGGAUUGAUAUGGAUGAAGUUAUAGACAAUGAUAUGGAGAAAUGGAUGGAUCUUGAAACCCAUUCGUUAGGAGUUGGAUCAGAGAUAGCUUAUGAGAUACUUUGCUGUUUAAUCGGAGAGUUAGCAAUGGAUCUCUUUUAGUACCAAACCAAAAUAAUGUUUUUUUUUUUGUCAAAACUAGCAUUUGUCUGAUUUAACGAUAUGAAAUCUAAUUAGCUUUUCUGAUAAC
This is a messenger RNA of Raphanus sativus (radish), 2866 nucleotides long. RefSeq lists its product as uncharacterized. The transcript has 5 exons. The record is from RefSeq and is a predicted model, not a curated record. NCBI's taxonomy places the organism in Eukaryota, Viridiplantae, Streptophyta, Magnoliopsida, Brassicales, Brassicaceae. Bases 376 to 2778 code for a protein of 800 amino acids.